AUGGAUAUUGAAAAUGAAUCUGCUGAUCAGAUUGUGGUUGCAGAAGAUAAAGACUCAGAGAGGCCAAAAUGGGACAAUAAGGUGCAGUAUUUGCUGACUUGUAUCGGAUUUGCUGUGGGUCUCGGAGCCUUUCUUAUCCCUUAUGCCAUCGCUCUGGUGUUUGAAGGGCUCCCUUUGCUGUACUUAGAACUGGCCAUUGGUCAGCGACUCCGAACAGGAAGUGUUGGAGUGUGGAUCUCCAUUUCACCAUAUAUGGGAGGCUUAGUAUAUCGUGGGAAACCUGUACAAUAUUUUUUUUCAAGCCCUAAAUUUCUCAUCUAUGUCAGUGGAGCACUAUCUAUGUGGGGUGAUCGCAUGUGGCACUUUGCAAUCUCAGUGUUUCUGAUUGAGCUGUAUGGCCGAAACCUGCUCCUGACUGCAGUGUUUGGACUGGUGCUGGCUGGAUCAGUGCUUCUACUUGGUGCUCUGAUCGGUGACUGGGUCGACCGCAACCCCAGGAAUAAAGUUGCACAUGCAUCCCUCUUUAUCCAGAACAUCUCUGUGACCAUCUGUAGUAUUGUUCUCAUGUUGGUGUUCUCCUACAAGAAUUGGAUUGAGAAGAUCUGGGAUGGAUGGCUCACUGUGGUUUGUUACACGGUGGUGAUCGUCCUGGCAGAUGUGGCAAAUCUUGCGAGCACCGCACUGACCAUUGCCAUUCAGAGGGACUGGAUUGUUGUAAUCACAGGGUACAACCGCGGCCACUUAGCUGGGAUGAAUGCCACCAUGAGGAGGAUUGAUCAGGUGACCAACAUCCUGGCCCCUCUGGCAGUGGGGCAGGUCAUGACCCUGGCUUCUAAUGUGGUGGGCUGUGGCUUCAUCCUGGGCUGGAACUUGGUGUCUCUCAUUGUGGAAUUUUUCUUCCUAUCAAGAGUGUAUCGAAUCGUGCCAGCACUUUCAGUCAAACCACCGGCUGAGGAGGUAGAUAUGGCUUAUCUGCAGAGCAGAGACAGAAGGUCACAAGAAAAUGGGACUUUACCUCCACUUCCAACAGAGGAGCCUAGUAACACUGGUCUGAAACAUACCAGAGAGUUUUCUUUGGGUUUCCGCAGACUGCAGUGCCUUGUGAGCACCUGUAAGGAUGGCUGGAGGUCCUACUACCGCCAGCCUGUGUUCCUGGCUGGUAUGGGCUUGGCUUUCCUCUACACGACAGUACUGGGCUUUGACUGCAUCACUACAGGCUAUGCCUACACUCAGGGCAUAAGUGGCUCCCUGCUCAGUAUUCUGAUGGGCGUGUCAGCAAUCACCGGGCUCAUGGGAACUGUGCUGUUCACCAGACUGAGGAAGUCCUUUGGACUGGUCAACACAGGGAUCAUCUCCAGCUGCCUGCACCUGGGCUGCUUGUUGCUCUGUGUCAGCUCUGUUUUUGCUCCAGGCAGCCCUAUGGACACAAGCCUUCUGAGGCCAUUCACUGACUCCAACUCCUCUGAGCUAGGAGGAAUGACAAGCCAGAGUCAAAAACACACAUAUCCACUGAGGGGAGGAGCUAACCAGCCGCUGUUACCGGACCGGUCCUCCAUUCACUGGACCAACAACACUGUGCUCUUCGACAAUGUUCCCACCGGCACUGAACCAGAGUCAUACAUCUCCAUUAUUUUGCUCUUUCUAGGCGUCAUUACAGCACGUAUAGGUCUGUGGUCGUUUGACCUGACAGUGACACAGCUGCUGCAGGAGAACAUCUCAGAGUCUGAGCGUGGGGUGGUCAAUGGGGUCCAAAGCUCCAUGAAUUACUUAAUGGAUCUGCUUCACUUCAUCAUGGUCAUCUCUGCUCCACAGCCGCAGCACUUUGGAUACCUAGUCAUCAUUUCUGUGUUAUUCAUUGCCACGGGACAUACUAUGUACUUCAUGUACGCUCACAAAACCAAGAGAAAACACAGAUUAGACACAUAA
This is a messenger RNA of Boleophthalmus pectinirostris (great blue-spotted mudskipper), 1926 nucleotides long. Its product is annotated as solute carrier family 40 member 1. Gene Ontology annotation, molecular function: iron ion transmembrane transporter activity. The coding region runs from base 1 to 1926 and encodes 641 amino acids. The transcript is spliced from 10 exons. The record is from RefSeq and is a predicted model, not a curated record. Lineage: Eukaryota; Metazoa; Chordata; Actinopteri; Gobiiformes; Gobiidae. Gene Ontology annotation, biological process: iron ion transmembrane transport. Gene Ontology annotation, cellular component: membrane.